Lontra canadensis (Northern American river otter) is the source of this 1077-nucleotide messenger RNA. RefSeq names its product cyclin dependent kinase 2 associated protein 2 (gene CDK2AP2). Gene Ontology annotation, biological process: negative regulation of G1/S transition of mitotic cell cycle; regulation of microtubule cytoskeleton organization. The transcript is spliced from 4 exons. Gene Ontology annotation, cellular component: microtubule; cytoplasm; nucleus. The coding region runs from base 238 to 621 and encodes 127 amino acids. NCBI's taxonomy places the organism in Eukaryota, Metazoa, Chordata, Mammalia, Carnivora, Mustelidae. The record is from RefSeq and is a predicted model, not a curated record.
GCCAAUCAGCAGCGGUUGCGGCCUGUUGGGGUCGGUCUUGGCCAAUGAGGAGGCCCGAGUGACAUCCUCACGCACCAAUCGGGAGUGAGAGAGGAUUCGUGUCCGCCCGCCCUUCCGGCCUGGGCUCUAUUUACCAGGGGCGUGCGGCCGGUUUACCAAUCAGAGCGCGGCUGAGCGGCCAAGCAGCCAACCCCGGAGGAGCGGCCGGCCGGCGUCCGCCGCACCCAAGAGUUGGGGAUGUCCUACAAACCCAUCGCCCCCGCCCCCAGCAGCACCCCCGGCUCCAGUACCCCUGGGCCCGGCACCCCGGUACCUACAGCCGGAAGUGUCCCAUCGCCAUCGGGCUCGGUGCCGGGAGCCGCUGCCCCUUUCAGACCCCUGUUUAACGACUUUGGACCGCCCUCCAUGGGCUAUGUGCAGGCGAUGAAGCCACCCGGAGCCCAGGGCUCCCAGAGCACCUACACAGACCUGCUGUCAGUCAUAGAGGAGAUGGGCAAAGAGAUCCGGCCUACCUAUGCUGGCAGCAAGAGCGCCAUGGAGCGCCUGAAGAGAGGCAUCAUCCAUGCCCGGGCCCUAGUCAGAGAGUGCCUGGCAGAGACAGAGCGGAACGCCCGCACGUAACAGGACGCAAGUCCGCCACCGCGUCUGGACCUUUCCUGGCCACUGCAGAGCACCUGCUUCUCCCUGGCCUUCACCCUGAGUUGCACUUCCCAACCUGGGCUUCCUGUCCUGUGUCCCUUGGUGGGUGCCCUCCAGGAACGAGGGGGCGGCUCUCACUCCAGUCCACAGCACUGACUGGGACUCUGUCAAGAGUCAGCAGCGAGGUCACUGUGAGCCCCACCCAUGACCUGCCAACAGUGUUGAUCCAGCUGGAGCUUGCUCUUUCUGUGGCCCCCACCACUCAGCACUUACCCAGGACUUCCAUCACUUUUCCCAGACUCCUCCCUGAGCAGGGCCUCCGAAGGCCUGUCACCUCCCUGCCUUGUCUCCUGGGCCAUAGCGACUCUUUUUUCAGUGUCUUUUGCUAAAUACACCCUUUUUGUAUAAAUAAAAGAUAAUUUGAAGUUGUUCUCUCUA